AUGGAUAUUGGACAGGUGUUGGAGAAUGCCAUUUUGGGCCGUGACCAACAGGUGCGAGCCCAGGCCGAAGCUCAGCUGAAGGAAGCAGCCCGCGAGCAUUUCGUGCCUUAUUUGGGGAUGUUGACUCAAGCAUUGGAAAGCGAUCAACAACGUACUGAAGUGAGAAUCUUGGCUGGUAUUGCCUUGAAGAACGAAAUUAGUAGUAAAGAUAUAAGGAUCCAACUGAGUCAGACCGAGAGAUGGGUAUCUUUAGAUGGUGCAGUCAAAGAACAAAUCAAGGCUACUUCAUUAGCAGCACUUAUCUCCCCUGAUGAGAGAGUCGGAAAUGCUGCUGCUCAGUUGAUUGCUGCUAUUGCAGAUAUCGAGCUUCCAAGAGACGAAUGGCCAACCUUGACUGCAGUUUUGGUUCAAAAUACUACUGCUGAACAGCCUACUCAUGUCAAGAGAGCUUCAUUACUGGCCAUUGGUUAUAUAUGUGAGACGGCUGAUCCAUCCAACUCCGGCGUAGUUUCACAGGCUGAUGGCAUUUUAACCGCCAUUGUGCAAGGAGCUCGUAAAGAAGAACCUAACUUAGUUGUUAGAUUAACAGCCCUUAACGCAUUGGUCAAUUCGCUCGAGUUCAUUCGUCUCAACUUUGACCAAGAAAGUGAACGUAAUUACAUCAUGCAAGUGGUAUGUGAAGCCACUCAAGCCGAAUCUACCGAACUACAAGCUGCUGCUUUUGGUGCUCUCGGUAGAAUUAUGAGUUUAUAUUAUGUUUACAUGAAGCCAUACAUGGAGAAAGCUCUAUUCGGUCUGACAGUUAGCGGUAUGCAGAGUAGCGACGACAUGGUUGCUUGCAUGGCUGUGGAGUUCUGGAGUACGGUGUGCGAAGAAGAGAUCAAUCUAGCUUUGGCUGCUCAGGAAGAUAUAUACGCGGGAGUUGAUCCUUCAGUAGCUAAUAGCCGAAACUUCCAUUUUGCUGAGAAUGCCAUUGGCCAUGUGUUGCCUACGUUGUUGACCUUGUUGACCCGCCAAGAUGAAGAUACUAGUGAUGACGACUGGUCUGUGUCUAUGGCCGCCGGUGCCUCGUUACAGCUGUUUGCUCAAAACACCCAGAACCAUGUUGUUGACAUUACAGUUGACUUUGUGUCUAAAAACCUUAGCAGCGAGAGCUGGGUAAAUCGAGAGGCUGCUGUCAUGGCGUUUGGGUCGAUUCUGGAGGGUCCCGACCCUGACAGACUCCGUCAGCUUAUUGGGCAGGCUCUUAUGCCCUUGCUAGCUCUCAUGAAAGACCAAUCAUUACAAGUUAAGGAUACUGUUGCAUGGUGUUUGGGCAGAGUUGCUGACUUGAUGAUCGAAGGAAUAGAUAUUGAACUGCAUUUAGAGCCCAUGAUUGAAGCUCUGCUGACUGGUUUACAAGAUCAUCCCAAAGUAUCGACCAAUUGUUGUUGGACGAUAAUGAACUUGACGGAACAACUAUCACAAAAUGGGCCCCAGGAUGCUACAUCUCCUAUUUCCCAAUACUACCCAGCUUUGGUUCCUGCUCUGUUAUCGGCUGCUUCUAGAAGUGACAACGAGAACUCAUCUCGUACAUCUGCUUAUGAGGCUUUGUCGACUCUGGUCAUUUUCAGCCCAGCUGAUGUGUUACCCAUUGUGUUGUCCUUGUCCGGUGAGGUUUUGAAUAGACUGAAUGAAACAGUUGCAUUACAGCAACAAAUCGUUGGUACCGACGACAGAAGUAAUUUGGAAGAGCUUCAAAUCAACCUACUUGGUUUAUUGACCAAUAUCAUUCGUAGAGCAGAUGACCAAGUGCUACCAGCAGCUGAGCAAUUAAUGACCUUAUUCAUCCAUUUGCUCGAGACAAAGUUGCCCAACUCCCUCAUUGAAGAAGAUGUUUUCAUUGCAAUUGGUGCUGUUGCCGGUGCCACUAAUGAGCAUUUUGCUCAAUAUCUCGAUGUAUUUAUGCCAUAUUUGGUCGCAGCUCUCCAGAACUCUGGAGAAUACCAGACCUGUAACACUGCCGUUGGUCUUGUGGCAGAUAUCAGCCACUCGGUUGGAAAACAAAUUGAGAAAUACAGCGAUACAUUUAUGAAUACUUUUGUGGAAAACUUGCGCAAAGAUGACAUUCGUCGCGAAAUCAAGCCUGUUAUUCUGUCCUGUAUCGGAGACGUGGCUUCAUCUAUCGGCGGUGGAUUCAUCCCCUAUUUGCAAGUGGUGAUGCAAGUUCUCAAUGAUGCUGCUCAACUACGAGCCGACGAAGAUUCGUCUUUAGAGUUCCUCGAUUAUGUGUUUAGUCUACGUGAGGCCAUAAUUGACGCCUAUGUCGGUAUUGUUGCUGGCAUGCACGACUCACCACAAGCUUUGUUGCCAUAUAUUGAAGGAAUGUUUGCAUUCCUAUCGACGCUACUAUCCGAUCACGAGCUUAUCAAAUCUGAAUCUGUUCUCCGCUCCUUAGCAGGUUUGUUAGGAGAUGUUGCAUCUAUAUACCCUGAUGGCCAAGUCGCCCCUCUGUACAGACAUGAUUGGGUUACCGAAAUCAUUCGCAAGGCCCGCGACCGCAACUUUUCAUCAGCAACUAAAGAAACAGCUAAAUGGGCUCGUGAACAGCAGAAGAGACAAAUUGUCAAGGUGACUGGUGGCAACUAG
Molecule: messenger RNA, 2628 nt
Organism: Sugiyamaella lignohabitans
Lineage: Eukaryota; Fungi; Ascomycota; Dipodascomycetes; Dipodascales; Trichomonascaceae
Gene: KAP95
Product: Kap95p
Exons: 1
Coding region: 1-2628 (875 amino acids)
Biological process (GO): protein import into nucleus
Cellular component (GO): cytoplasm; nucleus
Molecular function (GO): nuclear import signal receptor activity; small GTPase binding
Source: RefSeq, a predicted model, not a curated record